CCUUCUUUGCUGUGAUGGCAGGGUCGGGCUUGGCUGGGAGAAAAGACUUAGCUACACUUUCCAGGUGUCCUGCGGGAACACGUGUGCUAAUGGACUUAGGUUUUCUGACCACGCUGGGUGGACAACCCACUGCCUUGUCCCCCAGGGUCUGCAGAGGGCAAAGCACCUCUCACUGCCUUCAGUGCCCAGGCCCAGGGGUGGGCGCCUGUGUUCUGGGGACAGAGCUCAUGUAUGUUUGUUUCUUCCAAGGUGCCUAUGGAGCUGGUGUGGCCAGCUGGCAAGGUUAUGAGAACUACAAUUACUACGGGUCCCAGAACUCCACGGUGAGCGCCGGAGCCACAUAUAACUAUGGCCCGCCUUCCUGGGAAGCUGCUAAAGCCAGCGAUGGGGGCCUGGCCACUGGCGGCCCCACCAUGCACAUGGCCUCCUACGGCCCGGGCCAGGACCCAGGCUCCGACAACUCUGACAGCCUCAUCGCCAAGAUCAACCAGCGCCUGGACAUGCUGUCCAAGGAAGGGAGCCGGGGCAGCGGCGGCAGUGGGGAGGGCACACAGGACCGAGAGAGCUCCUUCCGCUUCCAGCCCUUUGAGUCCUAUGACUCCAGGGCCUGCCUGCCUGACCACAACAACCCCUACAACUCUGGCUACGGCUAUGACUACGACCUGGGCACAGACCGCAACGGCGGCUUCGGCAGCCAGUACGGCGACCCCCGGGACCCAGGCCGUGAGCGGGGUGCCCUCGACAGCUUUGUGCGGGGCCGGGGCCAGGGCCGCUUCCAGGACCGAGGCAGCCCUGGCACCUUCCUGCGCAGUGAGCCCUUCUUGCCACAGCCCCAGGCCUCCACGGAGCCGCUGUCUGCUUCCUGGGGCGAGCUGAACUAUGGGGCUGGCAGGGGCCUGGGAGGUCCCUCCCCCAACAGGCCUCCACCACCGCCACCGUCGGCUCUCUUCUCCCAGUCCCUGGCCCCCGACUAUAGCAUGAUGGGCAUGCAGGGGGCGGGCAGCUUCAACAACACCAUGCCCUACGGCUGUGGCCACGCACAGCCCCGGAUCAGGGACCGGCCCCGGUGGCGAGGGUUUGAGCGCUGUGGCCCCGAUGGCCCUGCCCGGAAGCGGCGGUUGCUACAGACUUCUGAGGAGCCUGACGCCAAGCAGCCCAGGCCAGACAGCGACGGAGACUUCUCCGACAACGAUGAUGGAGCAGGCGACUUCCGGUCAGGAGACGAAGAUCUCAGGGGUGAGGAUGAGUUCGGUGAGCCUGGGAAGCAGAGAGAUGACAAGGAUGACGAGGAUGAGGAGGUGAAGAAGCGGAGGGAGAAGCAGAGGAGGAGAGACCGGAUGCGGGACCGAGCAGCUGACAGGAUCCAGUUUGCUUGCUCGGUGUGCAAGUUCCGCAGCUUUGAGGAAGAGGAGCUCCAGAAGCACCUGCAGAGCAAAUUCCACAAGGACACGCUGCGCUUCAUCAGCACCAAGCUGCCUGACAAGACGGUCGAGUUCCUGCAGGAAUACAUCGUGAACAGGAACAAGAAGAUAGAGAAGCGGCGGCAGGAGAUGAUGGAGAAGGAGAGCACGAAACCAAAGCUGGACCCUUUCAAAGGGAUUGGCCAGGAGCACUUCUUCAAGCGGAUCGAGGCCGCCCACUGCCUGGCCUGUGACAUGCUCAUCCCUGCUCAGCACCAGUUGCUGCAGCGGCACCUCCACUCCCCCGACCACAACCACAACCGCCGACUGGCUGCUGAGCAGUUCAAGAAGACAAGUCUCCACGUGGCCAAGAGUGUUUUGAACAACCGACACAUAGUGAAGAUGCUGGAGAAAUACCUCAAGGGUGAAGACCCUUUCACCAGUGAAGCUGCCGACCCAGAAGCUGAGGGAGAGGACUGUCUGGGAGGUGGAGACAAGGAGGAGACCCCCGAAGAGGCUGCUGCAGAAGUGCUCGCCAGGGUGAUCCCAGCGGCUGUGCGGGCCGUGGAUGGGGACGGAGCCCCAGCUCCCGAGUGCUGCGAAGUGCCCCCCGCCACCACGGAGAGCCCUGUGGACACAGCUGAGGCCACCAGAGGCCCUCUUCCUGAACAGCCGGCAGCGGAAGGGACAGCCCUUGAAGCGGUGGCAGAGGAGAAUCCCAUUGUGGAAGCCACACGUGGGGCUGAAGCCAAGGCCGGAGAUGGAGCUGUGGAUGUUGGGGGUGGAGUGGCAGCCCAGGUGGCCCCUGCAGUGCCAUCCAUGGAGGCAGAGAGCCCCGUCACAGGCCUGGUUCCAGACCAAGACACCACCCAAGGCGAGAUGGACCAGACUGACGCACAGUCCAAAGAUGUUCAUGUUCUUCCCACCGAGUGACCCCUCCGCCCUCAGCUCUCCCCUGAAGGACUCAUGCAUUGCUUGCCCUUCUCUGGCUUGUGGGGGCCGCAGUGCUCAGUACACCUCUUUGGCAACCCCACCCUUUCCUUCAGGAGAGUGCCGCCUCCCACUGGACCUGCCGGGGAAGGGUGGGGGCUGCAGAUGCCCCAGGAAGCUCAGCAACCCCCUGCAACUACCUGCUGCACCCCCACCCCCAUGCCCCCUGGGGCAGUUGGGAUACUAAGCGUCGAUAACAGAAGUGAAUGCAACCACUCACAGCCUUCCAUCCCCCCAAUCUUGUUUCAGGGAAUGGGGUUUGGAGCUGCCCACUCUUGGAGCUGUGUCAUGCUCCACACGGGUUGGUUUGGUUUUCCCCACCCCCUUUAGAAUUCCUUGUUUUCGACUCCACAUUGAGCCUCACUCCUUGGCCACCAUCUGGAACCAGGUCUUGUUAACCUGAGAUUGUCAUCUGGCCCAAGGGUGAGCACUUCAGGCCCAGCAGGUCUGGCCUACCUUUCUUACUUGCCCCAGCAAGACGGAGCCCAUGUUCCCACCCCCACGCUCUCAGUAGUUUGGGAUUUUCCCUUUCUUUUUGUACAUUGAUUACUUCCAUUUAAAAGUGCCCAACACAAAAGGCUGGUGUCACCACCGCACAGGGAAAACCAGCACCCCCGGCCCUAGAGAGACAGGUGAGCGCACUCAACUGAACUGCUCUGCUAGUAAACGCGCUUCCUCGGGAGCUUGUCUGGGGCGGAGGGAAGCUGGUGGCACUGAAAGGGAGCAGAAGAAAGGGUGUGCUUCCCUGCACCCCUUUAGCCUGCUGCACACCUCCCAGUCAGAUCUUUGAUGAGCAUCUACCUUGUCCCAGGUGCUAAUUUAUGAUAUCAAUGUCUGAGACCCAGACCCUGCCCUCAGGGAGCCUCCUCAGAGACAAAAAGAUGGAUAUAUGUAUAUGAAAAAGUCAAUCUUAGCUAUCAACCGAAAUAAAACUGCUAGUUCAGUAACA
This is a messenger RNA of Echinops telfairi (small Madagascar hedgehog), 3339 nucleotides long. It is a transcript of the gene AKAP8, whose product is annotated as A-kinase anchoring protein 8. The transcript is spliced from 12 exons. The record is from RefSeq and is a predicted model, not a curated record. Gene Ontology annotation, molecular function: DNA binding; protein kinase A regulatory subunit binding. Bases 15 to 2333 code for a protein of 772 amino acids. Gene Ontology annotation, cellular component: nucleus; nuclear matrix. NCBI's taxonomy places the organism in Eukaryota, Metazoa, Chordata, Mammalia, Afrosoricida, Tenrecidae.